This is a messenger RNA of Callithrix jacchus (white-tufted-ear marmoset), 2967 nucleotides long. RefSeq names its product ethylmalonyl-CoA decarboxylase 1 (gene ECHDC1). Gene Ontology annotation, biological process: fatty acid beta-oxidation. Gene Ontology annotation, molecular function: catalytic activity. The record is from RefSeq and is a predicted model, not a curated record. Gene Ontology annotation, cellular component: cytosol. NCBI's taxonomy places the organism in Eukaryota, Metazoa, Chordata, Mammalia, Primates, Cebidae.
UCGCGGCGGGGGCGGGAUUUCCGGGGUCAUGAGAGCCUGCAGGGAAACGGAAUAAAGUCCCCCAGAGAGGAAGGAGGAGCGUGGGAUCGUAAACGGGGCGACGCGGAGAAGAGGAAGGGACAUACCGGAACGGAGCACCGGCGCAGAGGAGGUUCCGGAGGGGAGCGGAAAUAAAGGCACUCAAAGCUGAAAAGCGUGUGUAGGGGAACGGAAAAGGAAGUCAUCGCCCCGGCCUGCGAGGCUGUGUGGUCGAAAGAGUUGGCCUUAGGACUUCAGUUAAGUGUUGUCAGUGGCAAAAUUCUACAAUAUCGCCGUGGAAUGGACUUUAGUGCUCCCUUCUCCAAACGUAUCCCACACGGCGAGCUUCGCCAGCUCCGCGGCUUGUCCGGUACAAGCGCCGCGCAGUCCUGCCCUCUGCUAGACGUGGGGACGCGGUGCCUAGCGCCACGGGCCGACGAGGGGAAGGAGGGCGUGGGAAAGAGAUGAAUAGGUCUUGCUGGAGCAAGCGGAGAGAUCGCGUCCUUACACUUUUAAGAGCAUAAGGAGGCUUGCUUUCUACACACUGAUUUAAUUUUGGAAUAUCAAGGCACUGCUAAGUUAGGACCCUUUCCAGCUUUUUCUUAGGACCCUUCCAGCCUGAAGGCUUUGCAGAAGAAAUGACAACAGGUCUUUUGAAGACAUCGCCUCUGUCUGUAAGGACAAAAUUGCUACAUCAAACAGGAUUGUCACUUUAUAAUACAGCCCAUGGAUUUUAUGAGGAAGAAGUGAAAAAAAAACUUCAGCAGUUUCCUGGUGGAACUGUUGACCUUCAGAAGGAAGACAAUGGCAUUGGUAUUCUUACUCUGAACAAUCCAAGUAAAAUGAAUGCCUUCUCAGGUGUUAUGAUGCUACAACUUCUGGAGAAAGUAAUUGAAUUGGAAAACUGGACAGAGGGGAAAGGCCUCAUUGUCCGUGGGGCAAAAAAUAAUUUCUGUUCAGGAUCGGAUCUGAAUGCUGUGAAAGCACUAGCAACUCCAGAGGAUGGAGUGGCCCUAUGCAUGUUUAUGCAAAACACCUUAACAAGAUUUAUGAGACUUCCUUUAAUAAGUGUUGCACUGGUUCAAGGUUGGGCAUUAGGUGGAGGAGCAGAAUUUACUACAGCAUGUGAUUUCAGGUUAAUGACUCCAGAGAGUAAGAUCAGAUUCGUCCACAAAGAGAUGGGCAUAAUACCAAGCUGGGGUGGCACCACUCGGCUAGUUGAAAUAAUCGGAAGUAGACAAGCUCUCAAAGUGUUGAGUGGGGCCCUUAAAUUAGAUUCAAAAAAUGCUCUAAACAUAGGAAUGGUUGAAGAGGUCUUGCAGUCUUCAGAUGAAGCUAAAUCUCUAGAAGAGGCACAAGAAUGGCUAAGGCAGUUUAUCCAAGGGCCACCAGAAGUAAUUAGAGCUUUGAAAAAAUCUGUUUCUUCAGGCAGAGAGCUGUAUUUGGAGGAAGCAUUACAGAAUGAAAGAGAUCUUUUAGGAACAGUUUGGGGUGGACCUGCAAAUUUAGAGGCUAUUGCUAAGAAAGGAAAAUUUAAUAAAUAACUUGUUUUUUGUGUGGAUGUACUCCAAGUAAAGCUCCAGUGAUUAAUAUGUAAUGAUAAAUAUGAAUAUCAGAAUUACUUUGAAGGCUGCUAUUAAUAUGCAGACAUCUUUUGAAUAUCUGAAUUCGUUCGCCUUAUUUCUUACCAGUUACUCACUUGGGUAUUUACUGUGUAAUCUGGAACAUUUAGUUAAAAUAUACACUUUUGGCUUAAAACUCAUUGCUGUCAAUUUCAAUAAUAAUUCUUAGCCUAUAACCAAAGAGCAGUGUUUAAAAGAAAAAGCUAUACAAAACCUAUUCCUGGUGUUACCUUUCAUAAAAUUUUUGUUCUGUCUUACCUGGAAAUAAUUUACCAAAAUAAUUGAAUGAGUGUUGCUGUCAAAGAACGAAAGUGGGAAAGAAUCAGUGAACAAGAAAAUAAGAAAGGAUAUGAUCAAUUAUUUUCUUCUGCUCCAAACAGCUGGAAUAAAAUUAAAAAGAUGUACCUCACUACACACUACAAAUUUGGAACUUUAUUUGAUCUUUUCAAUAAUUUGUUUUUCAUUUUAAAUUGUCUCCUAGGCUAGGUGUGGAGGCUCACGCCUGUAGUCCCAGCACUUUGGGAGACCAGGGUGGGGGGAUCAUGAGGUCAAGAGUUCAAGACCAGCUUGACCAACAUGGUGAAACCCCAUCUCGGCUAAAAAUACAAAAAUUAGCCAGGCGUGGUUGUAUGCACCUGUAAUCACAGCUACUCAGGAGGCUGAGGCAGGAGCAUCAACUUGAAUUUUGGAAGUGGAGGUUGCAGUGAGCUGAGAUCAUGCCACUGUACUCCAGCCUGGGUGACAGAACGAGAUUCCGUCUCAAAAAGAAAAUAUAUAUGUAUCUACUAAACAGUGGUAGCCAUGACAGAGAGAGUCAACUGAUUCUACAAAUUGGACAUUCGUUUGUGUGCCCUGGAAUUUCCAACUAGUAAUAAACAACUACUGUUGAUAAAAUUUUAAAAUUGAAACCACUUGGAUUCAUGAAGCAUCCUGCAACAUAAAUUUGCAUUUUACAUCAGAUUUCUAUUUUUUUCCUGAAAAGCAACCUUUCUUCUUGUAUAACUAUCUUUCAAAAGUAAAUGUAAUAAAAAUAUACAACAUAAAAUUUUUAUGAUCAUCUCAGUAAUACUUUUUAAAAAAUGUAUAAGUCAAAGAAUUAAGUUCUAGUUAUAAUGCAUCAUAAGAGGUAAAAAGUAUUUGCUACUGUAACAUUCAUUUCACACUGCAUUUGCUUUAUCAUCAUGAUCCUACUGUUGAGUUCGGAAAAUAUGGUAAGACAGACUCACGUUACUUAUUUUCAGAGGUAAAUUCUAGAUUACUGUGUCAACCCAAUACUUGGCCAUAGAUGUUAUAACCACCAAAUAAAAGUGGAUUUUGUGGUCUACAA